Molecule: messenger RNA, 1335 nt
Organism: Clonostachys solani
Lineage: Eukaryota; Fungi; Ascomycota; Sordariomycetes; Hypocreales; Bionectriaceae
Source: the annotation of a GenBank genome assembly
AUGGCAAGAAAUGCAUCAGACAACCAAGCCUAUGUGCUUGGUGUCGGUAUGACAAAGUUUAUAAAACCCCGUGGUCUACGCGAAUAUCCGGACAUGGGCUACGAGGCGGGCAUCAAGGCUAUGCUUGAUGCCCAAAUCAACUACGACGACGUUCAGCAUGGAGUAGCCUGCUUUGCCUACGGUGACUCGACGUCCGGCCAACGGGUUUUCUACCAGUUUGGCAUGUCCGCCAUUCCCAUCGUCAACACCAGCAACGCGUGUGCCACUGGGUCGGUCGGCCUCUACCUAGCCCGUACGUUGGUACAGAGCGGCAAGGCGGACUGUGUCUUGGUGGUUGGCUUCGAGAAAAUGAGGCCCGGAAGCCUCAAGAGCGUCUGGGAAGACAGGCCAAGCUCCAGCGGACGUUUUGCUGCUAAAAUGGACGAGUUGGUCGGUACCGACAAAGCUCCUCUGACGGUACAAUAUUUUGGCAACGCCGGACGCGAAUAUAUGCAAAAGUAUGGAGCGACAGCAGAAGACUUUGCCGAGAUUGGACGCGUCUCGCACGAGCAUUCCCAAAACAACCCGUACGCGCAAUUCCGACAAUCCUACACAACCAAAGAAAUCUUAGACUCACCGACAAUCUUCUCGCCCUUGACCAAGCUUCAGUGCAGCCCCACGAGCGACGGUGCAGCAGCCGCAGUGAUUGUCUCGCAGAGCUUUCUGGAUGCGCGAGCUCAUCUCAAGAACCAGGCAAUCCUGAUGGCAGGGCAAUCCUUCCUGACCGAUUCUCCAAAGGCGUAUGGAACAAGCGCAAUCGAGCUGGUCGGCUAUGACAUGAGUCAGCGAGCCGCUCGAGCCGCGCUGAAGGAAGCUGGCUGUACGACUGGCGACGUUCGCGUUUGUGAGCUGCAUGACUGUUUCUCCACGAAUGAGCUUCUCCUGCUGGAUGCCCUCGAGCUCUCAGAGCCCGGAAAGGCUCACGAGAUGGUCCGCAGAGGCGACAUCACGUACGGGGGCAAGGUGGUCAUCAACCCAUCGGGAGGCCUCAUUUCCAAGGGACACCCCAUCGGAGCCACCGGACUGGCCCAAUACAAGGCAAACGUGGCGCUACAGCACAAUCUUGGUCUCGGGGGCGCGGUAGUGGUGAAUGUCUACCAGCGAGCGGACGGCAAGGCUAGCACGAAAGUAAGCAACGAAGCAAUUGCGCGCAACAGCUGGCUUGGGUACAACGCGGCGGUUGAAGCCCGAGGAAUCAGCCCAAGCGAUGCCAAUAGGGUCAGGAGCAAGAGGAAUAGGAGCGAUUUCGCUCUAGGUGACACUGCGGAAAAGAUUUGUGCCAAAUCCCAUCUGUAG